Molecule: messenger RNA, 1053 nt
Organism: Homarus americanus (American lobster)
Lineage: Eukaryota; Metazoa; Arthropoda; Malacostraca; Decapoda; Nephropidae
Product: basic salivary proline-rich protein 1-like
Exons: 3
Coding region: 1-1053 (350 amino acids)
Source: RefSeq, a predicted model, not a curated record
AUGCUUUUCAUUUAUGCCGCCUCCAUGGACCCUCCCAAGGGCAGCGGUGCCCCCAGGGGCUCUCUCAGGGGAGACAGCACCCCCAUGGGUCCUCCCAGGGGUGGUGGUACCCCAAGGGAUCCUUUCAGGGGUGACUGGGCCCCCAGACACCCUCCCAGGGGUGACAAAACCUCUAGGGACCCUCCCAUAGAUGGUGGCACUCCCAAGGACCCUCCCAGGGACAGCAGAACCCCCAGGGACCUUCCCAAUGGCUAUGACACGGCCAGGGACCCUCCCAGGGAUGAUGGCGGCGCCCCCAUUGGACCCUUGAAGGGCAACAGUGCCCCUAGGGACCCUACCAGGAACAGCGGUGCUCCCAAGGACCCUCCCAGGGAUGGCGGCGCCCCCAGGGACCCUCCCAAGAGAGGCAGCGUGCCCAGGGACCCUCCCAGCGGCGACCUAAACGACCCUAAGGAACCUUCCAGAGGCAGCAGCACCUCCAGGGACACUCCCAGGGAUGGCAGCGUCUCCAGGGAUCCUCACAGAGGCGGUGGAUCCCCAGGGACCAUCCCAAGGACACUCCCAGGGGCGGCGGUGCCCCCAAGGGCUCUCCAAUGGGCAGGCCUUCUCAGGGGCCGUGGAGCACCUAGGGGUCCUUCCAAACACAGCGGCGCCUCCAGGGACCAUCCUAGGGACAUUGGUGCCCCCGGGGACCCUCCCAGGGGUGGCAGUGCCCCAAAGGGCCUUUACACGGAUGGCAGUGCCGCAAGGGACCCUCACAGGGACGAAGGCACCCCCACGAGCCCUUUCAGAGGCGGUGACAUCCCCAGGGACACUCGCUGGGACAGCGACGCCCCCAGAGGCCUUCUCAGGGAUCCUCCCAGAGGCGGUGGCGCCCCCAGGGGCUCUCUCAGGGGCGAGGGAGACGCCAGGGUCCUCCCAGGAGUGUUAGCACGUCUAGGGAUCCUUUCAGGGGCGGCAGGGACCCCAGGGACCUUCUCAGGGGCGAUGAAGCCCCCAGAGACCCUUCCAGGGCCUUCUCAGGUGCGGCGAUGGACCCAGAGACCCACCUAG